AUGCAGGCAUACUGGCGGACCUUUGAAUACAUGUACACGGGAAAAUACCGCGAAGAACCGUGUAUGAAGCUCAAUCAUCCAGACGACGACGAGCUCUCCAAGGACGUUCGAGUGUAUCAGCUGGCCGAUUACUUUGAGGUGGACGGCCUUAAAGACUAUGCUCUGCAGAAGUUCCAGGCGAAAAUCACCAAGCUAUGGGUUAGUGAGGUGUUUGUUGAUUGCAUAAGAGAUGUUUACCGAUCUACAAGCGAUGAGAAGUGCAAAAUGAGAGGGGCUGUGGUUUAUGUCGUACACCAACAUGUGUCUGAGCUGUGGGGGAAAGGGCCUUUUAAAGAGCUGCUCCGUGAGGGGGGUGACUUUGCGGUGGACUUGAUGAGUAAAUUGGUUGGAAUGGCUCGUAAGUCGGGGGAAUUCUCCGACCUCACGUUUGUAUGCGGAGGUCUACGAAUUCCCGCACACAUGAUCAUAGUGUGUCCGCAGUCUCCAGUUAUCCAUGCCGCAUGCAUCGGCCCUUAUCGAGAGCAGGAAACAGGCGGCUACGAGAUCAAAGACGUCUCGUUCGAUAUCGUCCGACAGAUGGUGGAGUACUUGUACACAGGUCAAUAUGAAGUGCCGUCGUCUCAAGACUCCGAUGGCAAAAAGCACGAUGCCAUUUUGCCUCUGGUAUUUCAUGCAAGAAUGUUUGAUAUCGCAGAUACAUAUCUCAUCAAGGGGCUGCAAUCGCUAUCCGCGACCGAAUUCACGAGAUCUGCCACGCGCGAACCGGAUGACUGCGCGUUCUUGCGAUCCAUAAUCGACGUCUACUCUUUGCAAUGCGAGUCCAGCAAAAUACUUCGAGAUAUAGUGGUUGAAUCUGUAAGAGAGCGAAUCGCCCGACCCUGGAAUUCUAGCGCAGAAGAAGUGCUGGAUGAAAUCACGGACAAAAUUCCAAAAUUCACCAAAGAUCUUCUCAAUUCAGUCUUGCAUCAGCCAGUUUUGGGUAAAUGUUCUUGUUGUGGACGCGAAAAGCUGGUCCCAGUGGUUCCCCUGCAGUGCAGGUGCAAAAAGUGUGGUAAGGGAGAAACUAUCCAAAAUGUACCUAGCUUCAAUGCUAAUUUUGCAGACCGAUUAAGUGCAGCUACGCUGGCUGGUUAUCUAAGUGUAAAUGUGUAUCUGAAUUUUAAAGGGCCACCGGUAACCAAGUCGAUUGGACCAUAUGUCUCCCGAAGAGUUUCGGUUACUAACUUUUUUUUUGGGGACUUCCGCAGGGCGGCUGAAUUGCUCAACGCCCUCCCAGGUCAUGGAGUUGAUGGGGCAAGUUCGCAUUCGCUCCCGAACCCCAUCCCAACAACGGGCAUUGCUGAGCAGCAUCUGGAACUCAAGGAGGUGCCAAAAUAUCUCAAAGCGAAGGCUCUUUUCGAUUGUCACGAAUUCCAACGCAGUGCGGCCGUUUUUCUGCCAAGCAGCUUCUUGGAGCUUCCAACUCUGGCUUCACUACGUGAAGCUCAACCAAAUAGAGACAACGCCUCUGCCUUUACAAGAAAUAGAGUCAGUCAAAAAGGGUUGUUCAUUGCUCUAUACGCACAGUUUAUGGCGGGGGAAAAGCUGAAGAUCGAGGAGCUUGGACAAAUUCUCGGUAUUUCCGACGUGGGCACGACUAUACGGCUUGAUCAUGGUGAAAGAGGGGAUCAACGAUCUGGCGAUCGAUUGGCUGCUGAGGAGCGUGUCCCUAUAUCCUUUGAACUGGGGCAUUUGGAUUUUGUGGACCAUUAUUCCAACGUCCUACACACUCUUGCCUCUCGAGAAAGACUGGCUUUCGUUGCCCAACUUUGUUCGGCUGUCGACCGCUACCGUCCCGAGACAUGCUGCGUUGUUGGUAAUUACUACUCUUUGUGUGGACGUCAUGAUGAUGCCGUCAUGCUGUUCAGAAGAGCUCUGGUUCUCGAUCGCCGUUUCUCCGGCGCCUGGACAUUACUGGGUCACGAGUACACGGAGCUGCAAAACAUACACGCCGCUGUAGAAUGUUACCGACGUGCGAUCGAUCUUAACCAACACGAUUAUCGAAGUUUCGUUGGACUUGGUCGGUCCUACGAAACCUUAGAUAAAGCAACAUUCGCGUUAUACUAUUACCGUCGAGCAGCAAAACUGCGUCCAAGGGACGCGGAUUUGUGGCAGCUAGUUGCCAAUUGCCUUAUUGGGUUGACUUUGCUCCAUGAGGCUGCUAAAGUUCUUGAGCGCGCCCUUACCUACCUUGGACCGUCAACAAACACGAAAGACGUGUCGAGUUCUCUCAAGCAUUCAAGGAGCAAACGCUUUGAGGUGCUCUAUCAAUUGGCUAAAAUAUACGAUGAGACGGAAAAUCGGGAUGAAGCUACGAGGCUCCUCGAGCUUUGCGUGGAGGAAUAUUCUGCAACUCAAGAACGCAGUGAUGCUGAUGAGAGCAUGACGGGAAAUGUCGGCCGCUUGAUCAUACCGAAAGCGCUCUUGCUUUUAGCAGAGUGGGCAAUUAGCGAUGGUGACUUUGCAAAAGCCCAGGCCAUGGCUAGUCGCAUCGAUAUAGACUGCGAGCUUGCAGCAGAUGCACAAAAGAUACUUAAAUUUGUACCUAUCGAGACAGCUCAAGCAUCAUUCAUCACUAACAUACAUUCCCGCCUGCGGUUUGCCCUCGAGCCUCGCUUAGAUAUUAACUGGGAAAGUUGGCACAUCAUUCUUAGUGAUCAUAGCAUGCCUCUGCAUGUACCUUGCCAGGCCUCUCAUGCUAUUUUCCAAGUAUGUCUGACGAUCAAGCUGAGCUUGAAGAGUUUUGUACCUCUGCAAGACCGCACCGUGCUGCCGCACAAGCGCACGCUGUUGCUGACUUCCUGGCACUUCCCGGUCGAUGCGUCGCUGAGCAUCCCGUGCCUGGCGCUUGACUGA
Metarhizium acridum CQMa 102 is the source of this 2895-nucleotide messenger RNA. The record is from RefSeq and is a predicted model, not a curated record. NCBI's taxonomy places the organism in Eukaryota, Fungi, Ascomycota, Sordariomycetes, Hypocreales, Clavicipitaceae.